AUGCCUUCAGCCGCUUCCUCUGGCGCUCAGCAUUUCACUCCCUCCGCCCAAGAUUGGCGCAAGCACCAGCCAAUCAUCUACAACCUUUACAUCUAUCAACGCUUCCCUUUAAAGGAGAUGCGUGAGUACCUCCAACAAGAAUACUCAUUCGACGCCAGUAUACCGCAGUACAAGCGGAAGCUUAAAGAAUGGCGAUACUCGAAGAAUCUCAAAGCUUCGACCUGCAAAGCGCUCGGUGAUAGCUUGGAACGGCGAGGUCUGUCUGGCUCAAAUGUUGUCACGUCGGUGAGUGGUGUGACGCUGAGCCCCAAGAAGUUGCAGAGGGCUCUAAGGAGACAUUAUAUACCAACCUUGCAGCGGAAGUUCGGAUUGGAGGAAAAGACAACCACUCCCGAAGGGAUAUCUAUCCGAAGAUCCCUUGUGGACUCUCUCUCGCUCUCGAACAUCAGGCUUCCCGCAUUUUCGUGGCUUCAGCAAGCACAAGAGUCCGCUGCAGCGUUGCACGGCGCCACCCCAGUGCUGUCUUCCCACACGCAGUUACCACAAUCCCAUUUACCGGAGACCAAUAAAGUUUCGAACGAACUUCUUACGGUUGAUGUUCAAUCUAUACUUUUAGGCGACUUCAGGCCAAAAGCGAUUGCUAGAACGCAGCGGGAAGCGGCCGCCUCAAGAAUCCUCAACCGUCUUCCCAGAGUGGAGCCUGACUCUGUAGGCCAGAACUUCAAUGCUGUAAUCCACCAGGCCGGAAGCAUCAACUUGUAUUCACUUACCAGCUUUGUCAUAUAUCUCUGUGCAAAUAAUCAUCUGGAUGACGCUCAGUUUGACCACUUCAUGGUUCACAUAUCACCUCAAGGUAGCCUGGAUGUGCUCAAGCAUUUGGCUCACUCGAAAUCAGCGUAUGAUUUGGUAGAUCUGCUAAAGAAUCAGUGGGCCUUGGGCAGUAUAUCAACACCGAGAACCAAAUGGCUCCUGGAGAGGAUGCUAUUUACCGCCAUCGAAAAAGGUCAUGAAACAUUCGUCUUGACCCUUUUAGAAGAAAAGAUUGGAAACAACAAGGGUCGAGUCAUUGACGUGAUUACCUCAAUCAGUCAAGAACUUCUGAAACAGGCAGCGCAAUUUCUACCCGGUGCAUUUCGAUUUAUUUUGAACUCAAUGUCCACCAUCGGAAAGGCUCAAGUGCUGCCGUUAGCCGUCAAAGCUGGGUUGUCGAUUGAGGGUGUCUCUUUACUCAUACACAAAGGUGCUGACGUUGAUGCAACGGAUGAUGAGGGAUGUACAGCUCUAUGCUACAGUGCUCGCAGUGGAAAUUUCGGGUUGACGCAGCUUCUGUUGCGAAAUGGCGCCUGCCCCGAAGGAGGGGGAAGCGACUCGCUUGAUCAAUCGCCGAAAUCCCAGUGUAUCCCUCCGUUAUUUUUCGCCGCUGAAUCUGGUCACACGGACAUCUGCGAGCUGUUGUUGCAGGCGGGUGCGGACGUGGAGUCUAGUUGGCACCGUCCUCAUAAGGACAGUCACCGACAUCAGAGAACCUUAGCGGCACUCCGUGGCUUCAGAAAUGCAGUCGAGGUGGCCAUACGGGACGAUCAUAUCAGCGUCUUGGAAUGCCUCAUCACGCAUGGCGCCUUUGUGUCCAGCCGUGGGAGGGGUUAUGCACCACUCCAUCUUGCAGCAGAUUCAGGCUCCUUCUACUCUGUUGGGCUUCUGAUUCGGUGCGGAGCAGACAUUCACGAAUACUGUACCAGCGGGAUUACCAGAACCGCCUUGCAAGCGGCGUGUUUCGCACGAAACAAACAAUGCGCAUCGUUUUUGAUCGGCGCCGGUGCCAGGAUCAAUGAUCCUGCCAUGGGAUUUGAGGGGAAGACGGCACUGCAACAUGCGGCAUGGCGCGGAGACGAAGGUCUCGUGAAAUACUUGUUGGAGUUGGGUGCCGAUGUCAAUGCACCUUGCGCACCAGAUCAUGGGGUCUCAGCUUUGCAAGCAGCAGUUUACAGCAGAAAUGAAACCCUGGUUGGAAUUCUCCUGGCCUGGGGAGCAGACGUGAACGGGAACAUUUCUCGGAAGAAUGGACAAAGCGCAAUAGUGGCUGCGGUUGAAGCAGGUUCAGAGUCUGUGUUCCGGACCUUGGUAAAGGCCGGUGCAGACCUGUCUCCCGUCAAGAGGGACAACCGCACUUACUGUUGCCCAUUCAUCAAAGCGGCACAAGAAAAUUCUGAAGAUUUCGUCCGGCGCUUGCUUGAUCUCGACAUCGACAUCGAUGCUCGCCUGGACUCUGGCUACUCCAUUGCCGAGGAAGCGAUACGGUCAUCGGGUGCCGAAAGUUGGAGAGUUGUAGAGACUAUUCUCGAGCACAGCCCUGCCAUCAGGCUUUCCCGUUGCCAGGGUCGAACACUCUUCAUUGACAUGUGGGACGGCAUUGAUCUGAGCUUCCUUCGUGUACUUGUCCACAGGGGGUUUGAUAUCAAUAAAGAUUUUGUCGGCGAUCAUUUUGGUAAGCGCAGGCAUGGUGGAAUGUUCCACCCAAAGCGGAUGACAUCGGCGAUAUACAGAUCGUUCUUGCAAAAAGCAUGCGCAAAGGGAAACUUGGGGACUGUCGAGUAUCUUCUGUCAGCAGGUGCUGAUCCCAACUCUCUUCCCUCGGUUUAUUUCGAUCCAGUGGCUUUCGCAGCGAGCGGGACGGCUCUCCAGUUGGCAACGAUGGGAAGACACACCCAUCUCAUCAAGACACUGCUUUGCCAUGGAGCAGACAUCAACGCGCCUCCUGCUGAAUUUUUUGGACGUACAGCUUUACAAGCCGCCAGUCAAGCUGGAGAUCUAAAAGUCGUGGAAAUGCUGCUCGACAAUGGGGCGAAUGCCAAUACACCGGCCUCCAAAUGGGCGGGAGUCACUGCUCUUCAAGGCGCCGCCAUCGAGGGUUACGUACGAAUUGUGCAGACGCUGCUUGCUGCCGGCGCAGAUGUCGGAGCCCCCGGAGCAAGGGAAGAUGGUAGAACUGCUGUCAAUGGCGCAGCUGAAUGGGGACGAUUAGACAUGGUCAAGCUCUUGCUCGAUCAUCACCCACUUCAAGACGGCGAAUCGCUCUCUGGGAUUUGCGAGCAGGCCGCCGAGUAUGCCAGGACAGGGCCUCACUGGGCUGUUGUGGAGCUUUUAGAAACCUACGAGAGAAUGCCGGGGUCUCCUUGA
This is a messenger RNA of Fonsecaea monophora, 3177 nucleotides long. RefSeq lists its product as hypothetical. Gene Ontology annotation, molecular function: protein binding. NCBI's taxonomy places the organism in Eukaryota, Fungi, Ascomycota, Eurotiomycetes, Chaetothyriales, Herpotrichiellaceae. The transcript has 2 exons. The coding region runs from base 1 to 3177 and encodes 1058 amino acids. The record is from RefSeq and is a predicted model, not a curated record.